AUGUCCUUAGUAUGCUCAGGAUCCUAUGAAGCACUUUUGAACCCAACAUCUAUGACGAUGCGAUCGUACAUUCUACCAAGUACAGCAGGCUCAAAUGAGCAGAGCACGAUGUCGUUGAGCCCAUCUUGCAUGGCACAAACAUCCUGCGAAACUUGCCUUGCCUUCACAUUUAACGGACUUUUAUGUGAAUGGAACCCAAUGAUCCGACAGUGUGUUCAGCAAGGAACUUCUUCGAUCGUCAUCAAGUUGAACCAGUGCGUGGCCAGCCCUCCUCCAUUGACAGGGAGCAAAGAGCUUGCAAAAAGCUUUGGUCCCAUCAUUGCAACCUUUUUCAUCAUAGGGACUGUGGUGCUGGCUUACGUGUACAACACAAGAUACGCAAACAAUCAAGCCCCCAUGAUAGAGCGAGAAAGUAAUUUGAUCCGACAUUCAGACAAGUACGAACAGAAGAGGCAUUGGGAUCCUCGACUGGUUCAUCCAAGACCGAUUGAAAGGGGACCCAAGGGUGAAGUGGACUACCAGAGUGAGGUCAUGCAGAAACGGCUCGAGGACCCCAAGACUCCUUACCAUUUGAUGGAUGAGGAGACGGUUGCAAGACAUCAUGAGAAGCAUGGAUAUGUCACGGAAACACAAAUAUUAUCCUGA
Messenger RNA from Guillardia theta CCMP2712, 645 nucleotides. RefSeq lists its product as hypothetical. The record is from RefSeq and is a predicted model, not a curated record. Bases 1 to 645 code for a protein of 214 amino acids. NCBI's taxonomy places the organism in Eukaryota, Cryptophyceae, Pyrenomonadales, Geminigeraceae. The transcript has 7 exons.